UCCCCGAAAGCCUCUCUUUUUGGUACGUGCCAAGAUGGCGGCCCCCAUAGUGCGGCGAGGAUUGCUUCUGCUGCGGAAAGUGGUUCUGCCUCAACUAUCCCCAGCAGGUAAAAGAUGCCUCCUUUCUGCAGCAUAUGUGGACAGCCACAAAUGGGAAGCAAGAGAAAAAGAACAGUAUCACCUUGCUGAUCUGGCAUCUUUAAUGGAUAAAACAUAUGAGAGAAAGUUGCCUGUUAGUUCUUUGACAAUAUCACGGUUUGUGGAUAACAUUUCAUCUCGAGAAGAGGUAGACCAUGCAGAAUAUUACCUUUACAAAUUUCGGCAUAGCCCCAACUGCUGGUACCUGAGAGACUGGACUAUCCACACCUGGAUUAGGCAGUGUCUAAAAUAUGGUGCACAAGACAAAGCCUUAUAUACCCUUAUAAAUAAGGUUCAAUAUGGAAUUUUUCCAGAUAACUUCACAUUCAAUUUGCUGAUGGAUUCUUUCAUAAAGAAAGAAAAUUACAAAGAUGCUUUAUUGGUGGUUUUCGAGAUCAUGAUGCAAGAAGCCUUUGAAUUGCCUUCCACCCAACUUCUCUCCCUCUUUGUUUUAUAUUAUUGCCUGGAACAGAAGACAGACCUGAGUUGGGAAGAGGAGAGGAACUUCGGUGCAUCCCUAUUACUUCUAGGCCUGAAACAAAAGAACUCAGUGGGUUUGAGUUCCCAGUUGUAUGCCUACGCACUUCUUGGGAAGGUGGAGCUGCAGCAAGGGCUACGGGCUGUGUACCAUGACAUGCCCCUUAUGUGGAAACCAGGCUACCUUGACAGAGCCCUUCAAGUAAUGGAGACCGUGGCCGCCUCCACAGAAGACAGAAAGCUGUGCAGAGAAGCGCUCGAGGUGCUGGACGUGGUGCUGAAGAAUCUGACUUCUCCAGCAGACAAGGCUUCAGAGGAACAGUCACAAGAAGGUGAAGACAACCAGGGAUCAGGAGAACCGGUGGAGCAGUUAGACAUAGAGGAAACAGAACAGUCCAAGCUUCCCCAAUACCUGGAACGAUUUAAGGCCUUACACUCUCAGCUUCAGGCUCUGGGCAGAGUUGAGUCAGAAGGCCUUCUGACUCUGACCACGCAGCUUGUCCAAGAAAAGCUCCCCACCUGCGAAGCAGAAGACAUCGCCACCUAUGAGCAGAAACUGCAGCAGUGGAAUGAGGAGCGGGCACAGCUGGUUCAGAGGGAACAGGAGCAGAGGGAGAAAGCGAAACAGGAGUACCAGGCUAAGAGGGCAGGAAAGGCUGCCUGACGGGGCCCCGGGACCUCCCUCAGGAACUUCACUGGAGCCGUCCCAGGCUGAAAGCGGCUGCAGCAGCAGCUUCCGUCCAUCCGUCUCCUCUUCUUUAGCAGGCCGUGUUCUAUGUAUCAAGGAACCACGCCUACCCAUCCUGAUGCCAAGGAGGCUGUGCAACAAUGAAAGGGGCAAAUGGCCAGAGCGAAGCCACCAGCUAAAUACCUUAAAACGGGCUCCAUUUUGUGAGAAGCUAUGACUGAGGAGUCAGGUCUCAAGCACAGGCUUUUGGAUCAUCUCUCCCCCAUCCCAGGCUCCUCUCUGAGCGCGGCUCCACGGUAUGGGCUGCUCACACAGCCCCACUUACUCCUUUCCACCAGUCUCACCCUCCCAGACCUGCACUCAGAAAAGUUCAGGCGAGAAGUGACCUCAAGGCCAUGAACACACUGGAUUUCAAAUUUCAGGCAUACAGUGACAUUUUUAGAAUGUAGGGGCUACCGAGGAGAAAGUGGCCCUGCUGGGAAGCCUUCUGGGCUUGGCUGCUUCAUCAUGCUGGGAUGACUAUUUUUAUUCCCCUAAGUGUUGUCUCAGUUCCUUUACCGAGUAGGUAAAAUGAGCCUUUGUGUAUACACACACACGUGCACACACACAACUUGUGAACACAGGUUUCAGUUAAAUUGGAGAAAAUAAGAGAUGGGGUGGGGUUAUGAGUAUUGUGAAAUCAUCAGGAGAUGGAAGAUCGUUUUGUGAAAUUUCUCUUCUCAGGAAGGGGUUGGGAGCUUUUGCUUGUUUUACAAUGUUGUCUUUCAGCCCAUGGUGUAGUUUUAUUCAGGACUGUGCUCUUUCAUCAAAACCUAUGGAAAUAAAUGUUCUGGGAUUA
Molecule: messenger RNA, 2141 nt
Organism: Nycticebus coucang (slow loris)
Lineage: Eukaryota; Metazoa; Chordata; Mammalia; Primates; Lorisidae
Gene: MRPS27
Product: mitochondrial ribosomal protein S27
Exons: 11
Coding region: 35-1279 (414 amino acids)
Cellular component (GO): mitochondrion
Molecular function (GO): protein binding
Source: RefSeq, a predicted model, not a curated record